CUCACCGACACGGACGUCCCCCUCGCCAAGAUGCCUUUCGUCAAGACCGUCAAGUCCAACGCCUACUUUUCCCGGUAUCAGGUGAAGUACCGCCGUCGCAGAGAGGGCAAGACCGACUAUUACGCCCGCAAGCGCCUCAUCGCCCAGGCCAAGAAUAAGUACAACGCCCCCAAGUACCGGCUCGUUGUCCGCUUCACGAACAAGAACAUCAUUGUUCAAAUCGCCUAUGCUCGUCUCCAAGGCGAUUUCAUCCUCUGCGCCGCUCAAUCACGGGAGCUCCCGAAGUUCGGGAUCGAGCACGGUUUGACGAACUGGACUGCUGCUUACGCUACCGGCCUGCUCUGCGCCCGUCGUGCUCUCACCAAGCUCGGCCUGGCAGACAAGUACGAGGGACAGGUCGAGCCUACGGGUGAACUCGCCCUGGUUGAGGGACUGGACGAUGAGGACGCACCCCGCCCGUUCAAGUGUUACCUUGAUGCUGGUCUCAAGAGGACAUCCACGGGUUCCCGCAUCUUUGGUGCGAUGAAGGGUGCUGCCGACGGUGGUCUCUUCAUCCCCCACUCCGAGAAGCGUUUCCCGGGGUACGAUGUAGAGAGCAAGAGCCUGGAUGCCGAGGUACUGAAGAAGUACAUCUUCGGUGGCCAUGUCGCCGAGUACAUGGAGUCCCUGGAGGAGGAAGAUGACGAGCGGUUCAAGAAGCAGUUCUCGAGCUACCUCGCGGAUGACAUCGGGUCUGACGACCUCGAGGAGAUCUACCAGAAUGCCUACUCUGCUAUUCGUGAGAACCCGACGUUCGAGCCGACAGAGAAGGAGACAGACUGGAAGGCCGAGUCACUCAAGUACAAGGUUCACCGUCUUACCCAGGAACAGCGUGCAGAGCGUGUCCAGGAGAAGAUCAAGAUGUUCCAGGCAGGCAGGGCGGCUGCAGGGGAGGCCGAGGAGGAAGACGACGAGUAGAUCCCUACUGCACUGGCUGGCGUUGGUGUGGUUUAGUACUGCAUUUGUAUGAGUUAUGCGUGCUAUGCUUUUUCCAAAAUCCAUCAGGUUAUAUCCUUGGAAUUCAUCGCGCCGAGAAAUGAUUGCUGCACUAGC
Messenger RNA from Dacryopinax primogenitus, 1092 nucleotides. RefSeq names its product 60S ribosomal protein L5. Lineage: Eukaryota; Fungi; Basidiomycota; Dacrymycetes; Dacrymycetales; Dacrymycetaceae. Gene Ontology annotation, biological process: ribosomal large subunit assembly; translation. Gene Ontology annotation, molecular function: structural constituent of ribosome; 5S rRNA binding. The record is from RefSeq and is a predicted model, not a curated record. The transcript has 3 exons. Gene Ontology annotation, cellular component: cytosolic large ribosomal subunit; ribosome. Bases 31 to 957 code for a protein of 308 amino acids.